AUGACUACCAAUAAUGAAGACAUAGAAUUCGAUUCCCACCAAUGGGUCUGGCUACCUGAUCCUAAAUUGACUUUUGUCAAAGGUUUCGUCACUGAAAAAUUGGAAAAUGACAAAAUCAAAGUGAGGUGUAGCGACGAUGCUGACAGAAUUGUCGACUCUUCCAUCACUCAGAAGGUAAAUCCUCCAAAAUUUAAUAAAGCUGAUGACAUGGCUGAAUUAACCUACUUGAAUGAACCAUCGGUCCUCAACAAUCUUGACAAGAGAUAUAAAGACGACUUGAUUUACACCUACUCUGGUUUGUUCUUGGUAGCCAUCAAUCCCUAUCUAAAUAUUCCAAUCUAUGGUCCUGACUACAUAAAUAUCUACAACAAUGGUCACUCUGAUUCCACUACUAAAGAUGUCAAGGCCAAACCUCAUAUUUUCGCUAUAACUGACUUGACUUAUAGAUACAUGCUACAGAAAAAACAAAAUCAAUCUAUUCUAGUCACUGGUGAAUCUGGUGCCGGUAAAACUGAAAAUACUAAAAAAAUCAUCCAAUACUUAGCCUCAAUAACGCUGACCAACAAUAACAAUCCUCUAAAGCAAAACCCUUCAAAUUUAUCAAUCUCAAGUUCUUUUCCCACUUCAAAUCAGUUCACUACUUUUGAAGAACAAAUCAUCCAGGCAAAUCCAAUACUAGAAUCCUUCGGUAAUGCUCAAACUGUCAGAAACAACAAUUCUUCAAGAUUUGGUAAAUUCAUCAGAAUCGAGUUCGCCGAUGAUGGUAAAAUAUCCGGUGCCAACAUUGAUUGGUAUCUUCUAGAAAAAUCAAGAGUCAUAAACCAAUCGCCUCAAGAACGUAACUACCAUAUUUUUUAUCAACUAUUGCUAGGUCUUUCCAAAAUCGAAAAGGAAAAAUUGUUCUUAAACAUCGAUAUAAGAUCUUUUAAUUACUUGAAAAAAGGAAACUACACAAUCCCCAAUGUAGAUGAUAAGAAAGAAUUCAAAAACUUGCUUUAUGCUUUCCAAGUCAUGGGUUUUGAUAAAAAUGAUUAUUGGGAAAUUUUUAAAACAAUCGCUAUCAUUCUACUUAUUGGCAACAUUGACUUUAUUUCUCAAAAAUCUGAACAGGCUAAUUUUUCAAAAGAUUCUCCAAUUGACAAUAUUGCCAAUUUAUUAGGUAUCAGUUCAUCCGAUUUUACAACCGCCAUUUUGAGACCAAAAGUUAAAGCAGGCAGAGAAUUUGUAACUCAGUCAAGAAAUGCCUCUCAAGCCAAGUUCUCUCUUGAUGCUUUAUCAAAAAGCUUAUAUGAAAGAACCUUCAAAUUUAUCGUUGAUCAAAUCAAUGAUAAGUUGGAUCAUUCUCUAAACUCUUCCAACUUUAUCGGCGUACUAGAUAUUGCUGGUUUUGAAAUUUUCAAAAAAAACUCCUUUGAACAAUUAUGUAUCAACUAUACAAAUGAAAAACUUCAACAAUUUUUCAAUCAUCAUAUGUUUGUUUUGGAACAAAAUGAAUAUAUAAAGGAAAACAUUAACUGGAGAUUUAUUGAUUAUGGCCAUGAUUUACAAGGAACAAUCGAUUUAAUCGAAUCCGCUCAAAAUCCGAUUGGUAUUUUCUCAAUUCUUGAUGAAGAAUGUAUUGUUCCAAAAGCUUCUGAUCUGUCUUUCAUUCAAAAAUUAAAUAAAGUUUUAGAUCAUAAAUCUGAUAAAUUCACGAAAGGAAAAUUUUCUGACGGUUUUAUUUUAAAACAUUACGCCGCAAAUGUCGAAUAUUCAACAGAAGGUUGGUUGGACAAAAAUAGAGACCCAUUAAAUGAAAACGUUGUUGAAUUGAUGACAAAUUCAGCUAAUAACCAUAUGGUUUCUCUAUUCAACAAUGACAUUUCAUCCAAUUCCACUAAAAAUUCUCUGACAAAAAAGGGUAUGUUUAGAACGGUUGCUCAACGUCAUAAAGAACAAUUGAAUAACUUGAUGAAUCAAUUAUCCGAUACAUAUCCUCAUUUUGUUCGUUGUAUAAUUCCAAAUAAUAAAAAGAGAGCUCACGAUUUUGAUAAAAAACUAAUUCUUGAACAGUUAAGAUGUAAUGGUGUCUUGGAAGGUAUUAGAAUCGCAAGAGCUGGUUAUCCCAACAGAAUCUUCUUUAAAGAGUUUUUCCAAAGAUAUGAAAUUCUUUCAAAAAAACUGUAUUUAUUAUCAAGUGAUAUGAAAAAAAACUGUGAAUUGAUUUUAUCUGCAAUUCACCUAGAUUCUGCCUUAUAUAAUGUUGGUUUGACAAAGGUUUUUUUUAAAGCAGGCGUUUUAGCAGAUUUAGAAUCCAAAAGAGAGGAUAAAAUCAAAUAUAUUUUCACGGAUUUUCAGGCAGUUGCAAGAGGAUGCAUUAAAAGAAGAUUAAUAAAAUACAGAAUUGAAAAAAUUCAAGCAUCUCAAGUCUUAAUGAAAAAUUUAUUAGUAUAUAAUGAAUUGAAGAAAAACCCAUGGUAUGAUUUACUUAUCAAACUAAAACCAUUAUUGUCCUCUUCAAAGCAACAACAAGAAAAGCAAUUGUAUAAUGAGCAAAUUAAAAAUUUAAAAAACCAACUUACAAAAAUAGAAAAAGAAAAAACUACAACUCGAAAAAGUUUCCAAGAGCUUCAAAAAGAAUAUGCAAAAAUUGAGGAUGUUUUGGCAACGGAAAGAGACUUAUCCACCUCAAAGGAAAAUUUACUACAAAAAACAAAAAAGAAAGAAAUUGAACUCACCACUGAACUAGAAGAAAAGACAAAAGAACUCAAUAAGCUUCGAACCAGCUAUGAAUCGUAUUCCAAAAAUAAAAAUACCCUAGAGUCUAAAGUUGAAAACUGGAAAAAAGAAGUGACAGAUCAAAAAAAAACAAUAGCUGUCUUAGAAAAGGAUAAAAAUAAAAUGAAAAUGAAACAAAAUGCAAUGGAAAAGGAACUCAGAAAUUUAAAAGAUAAUACUACAACAAGCACAAGAAAUUUUGCUAUUAUAAAAGAUGAGGUUGCUGAAUUGAAAGCAAAGAUUAGACAAAAGGAUAGUCUGAUUAGAGAUUUAGAAUUUCAACUUAGAAACGCAAAUAAAGAUCUUGAAAAAAAAUUUGCAUCACCUUCUAGAGAACUUGAAAAAGCGAACCAAAAAAUUUCACAAUUAAUGGAAGAAAAUAGUUUUCUUACCAACAAAAUAAAGAGCAUUGAUCAACCCGUCAUAGAACUAGAUUCUUUGAAAAAACAAGUUGCUGAAUUGAACUUAACUAUUGAAAAAUUGGAAACCGAAAAGAAUGAUUUAGAUAAUAAUUAUAAAUCGGCAGAUAAAAAUAUCGAGGCAUUGAAAUUGCAAUACAAAAAUCUUGAACGAGAAGCGACAGAAGCAAAAAAUUUGUUAAAGGUGAAAAUUGCAGAUGAUAUUAAAUUUGAGCGUGGAAGGCAGAAACAUAAUUCAGAGUUGAUGGAGUUAAAACAUAAAAUAAAAGAGGCAGAGUCUUGCCUUAAAACAGAAAAAGAAAACACAGCUGAUUUGACUUCCAAAUUAAAUUCUAUAACCAGAGAAUACGACUCAUUGGCUCAAGAGAAGAAAGAGUUUGAUAGAAAAAUCACUGAACUAAAUGCUAAAUUUGAUCUUCGUGCAAAAACAUAUUCUAAUGAUGAUUAUGAGCAAUUAAAAGCAGCCCAGAAAAAAUUAAUUGAUGAAUUUGCCUCUGUUAAACUUCAAUUAAAUGAACAAAGUGCUUUGGUGAGAAAAGGAUCUUUGGAAAAUUCGAAAAUGACCGAUGAAAUGAAGGUUCUUAAAACCAGACUUGCCUCAGAAGCAUUUGACAAUCAAAAACUUACUGCACAAUUAGAAAAAAUCAAGCUUUCAGGCGGUAAUAUAGACUCUUCUAUUUUGAAUAAUCAAUCAAGUGAUACUGAUUAUGCUAAAAUUCAAACAUUAUUAAGAGAAAAUAGAGAUCUUAAACAAAGUCUUGAAUUAGAAAAAAAGGCAAGUAAAAGAGCAGAAUUAGAACUUCAAAAACAAGCCACUAGUUUAAAUUCUGAAAUAGCAUCCAGGGGAUUGUCUAUGUUGAACAAUCAAAUUUCAUUGCCACAAGUACCAGUAGAUUCUGCUUAUAAAGUCAAAUAUGAAAAUUCCGAAGCUAGGGUUAAAUUGUUAGAAAGACAAAUGAAAGAGGUUUCUGGUCGCAGAUUGCCCCCUCUUCCUCUAAAAGAUAAUCAAAACAUCAUAAAUCAACAAGAAAGUUCAAAUUCGGAAUUAAUAAAAGUUUAUCAGGAUGUCUCUAAACAACUACGAACUACUAGAGAGGAGCUAGCCAAAUCAAAACAAGAAAUUUCCAGGUUGAAAAAAUCUGCAGAAGCUCCGGCAAAUAAAUAUUUCAAUGAGAAAAAGAGUAAGACAGAAACAACUACAUUUUUAUUGAAAGAAGAAUUAAUCACAACUCAAUUAAAGUUAGAAGCUUCUCAAAAUAAAGUUGAGGAUUUAGAGAAAUCUAUUAAAUUGUUCAAAAGUCGUUCAGAAGAUUAUUUUUCCAAGUUGGAGGAGGCAGAAACUAUUGUAAAGGCAUGCCAUAGAUCUGAAAAAUACGCAAGGGACGAGUUAAAAGAGGCCCAAGAAAUGUUAACUGCGUUGAAAAGUAAUACAAAAGAUGUUGACGCUGUAAAAGCCAAGUUGCAUAUUAAAAUAUAUAAAUUAGAAGCUGAAGUUGGAAAUAAGCAAGCUGAGAUUGAAAAGCUAUUGAAUAAUCAAACAACACUAACAAAUGAAUUAGAAAGGUAUAGAUAUCUGUAUAUUACGGGAAAUAAAUAUAACAACCGUGAUAAGCAACUUGAAGAUUUAAAUCAGAAAUUGGCUCAAUCUUUAGUCACCGAAACAACACUUCAAAAAGAAAUCAAAAGGCUUCAAUUACAGUUAGAUAAUUCCUUGGGUGAAAAACAAAUUUUAGAUGAUCAACUAAAUAAAUGGGAAAGUGACAAGGUUUAUUACGAAAAUUUGAUUCAACAAAUUUCGGAAAUAUCAUCUCAAUUUCAAUCGUAUUUAACUGAAAAUCAAAAUAUGGGAGAUGCUAAUUCCGAAAUACUCGAAUUACGUUCUUCAUCAUCUAUGAAUAAAGAAAAACUCAAUAAAGAAAAACAAAAUGUUCAAAUGGUCUUACAAGAAAACAUUGCGUUGGAAAAAUAUAUCAAACAAUUGCAAUCCAGAGUAAAAAAUUUGCAAAGAGACUCAAUUUCUUCAAAUGAUACAUUUUGGCGAAACAGAAUGGAAGAAUUGGAAAAAAAAAUGGGAGAAAUAAAUGAAAUUAAGUUUGAAUCCAGUAAAAGCUCAAGAGCUCUAGAAACAACAAUUAAGGAUCUUCAAACUCAAUUAGAGCUAGAAAGUCAUUCAUUGCAGAAAGUGAGAGAAGAAAAGAAAACAAAUGAAGAAAAAAUUUCAAGACUAAUUCAGAAGUUAGAAGAGUUGCAAAAAAGAGAUGAAAAGUCUCAAUUGUUACUCAAGAGGGCUGAAAGAGAAAUUAACUCUAAAAAGGAAAAUUCUUUAAGACUAGAGAAAGAAUUACUUGAUUGGAAAGCAAAAUUUGAAUUAGUUCUGCAAAAAAAAUCAAAAGCUGGAAGAGCCUUUAGCUCGUUAUACCGAUCUUCUUCAAGAUCAAAUUCAUCUCUUAAUACCAAUAACAAUUAA
Ascoidea rubescens DSM 1968 is the source of this 5643-nucleotide messenger RNA. RefSeq names its product myosin 1 (gene MYO1). The coding region runs from base 1 to 5643 and encodes 1880 amino acids. Gene Ontology annotation, molecular function: microfilament motor activity; actin filament binding; ATP binding. Gene Ontology annotation, biological process: actin filament organization; vesicle transport along actin filament. The transcript is spliced from 3 exons. The record is from RefSeq and is a predicted model, not a curated record. Lineage: Eukaryota; Fungi; Ascomycota; Saccharomycetes; Ascoideales; Ascoideaceae. Gene Ontology annotation, cellular component: cytoplasm; vesicle; myosin complex.